This is a messenger RNA of Electrophorus electricus (electric eel), 4327 nucleotides long. NCBI's taxonomy places the organism in Eukaryota, Metazoa, Chordata, Actinopteri, Gymnotiformes, Gymnotidae. The record is from RefSeq and is a predicted model, not a curated record.
CGUGCACUCUGUUUUAAAGCACCAAACUAGGAAACGCUCGCGCAAAUGGCGUCUUCACAACAAAUCGGACUAACCAGCUGAUUCUUCCAAACUACAUGGAGUCCUAAGGUCGUUACUCAGAUGGUCUCCGUGAGAUCAGGACCUGUCAAGGCAAGCGAUGUCUGUCCGCAGCCUGAGCUACACAGCCAGCUAGCUAAAUGUUGUACAAUGUUGGCUAUUGCGCCCUGGCUAAUCUGCGAUUAACUGUCUGGGGGUUCAGGUCCUUUGGCAAUAAUCUGUGGGGAAUAUAAGGACUCCAUACACAGCGAGUUUGUAGCUCGUCAAGUUGUGACAAACUCAGGCCUCUUCUUUGAAGUUCUGCGGUAGGUAGCCAUGACCACGGCCCGGUAUCGGCCCACCUGGGACUUGGCCCUGGACCCGCUGGUCUCCUGCAAGCUGUGCCUGGGAGAGUUCCCCCUCGAGCAGAUGACCACCAUCACACAGUGCCAAUGUGUCUUCUGCACACUGUGCCUGAAGCAGUAUGUGGAACUUCUCAUUAAAGAGGGCCUUGAAACUGCUAUUAGCUGCCCAGAUUCCGCCUGUCCAAAACGAGGACAUUUACAAGAAAACGAGAUCGAGUGCAUGGUGGCAUCUGAGAUAAUGCAGAGAUACAGGAAGCUGCAGUUCGAGAAAGAGGUGCUGCUGGACCCGUGCCGGACAUGGUGCCCGUCAUCGUCGUGCCAAGCCGUGUGCCAGCUUAAAGAGCCAGACGCCUCGCGGCCCCAGCUGGUGCACUGCGGCAGCUGCACGCUGGAGUUCUGCUCAGCCUGCAAGAGUGGCUGGCACCCGGGUCAGGACUGCCAGGAGAACCCACCCAUCACCGCCUUCCUGCCCGGGGAGACCAGUUCUUUCUUUAAGAGUGACGAUGAUGACGCGCCUAUAAAGCGCUGUCCAAAAUGUAAAGUCUACAUCGAGAGAGACGAGGGCUGUGCUCAGAUGAUGUGUAAGAACUGCAAGCAUGCCUUCUGCUGGUACUGCCUGGAGUCUCUGGAUGAUGACUUCCUCCUGAUCCAUUAUGACAAAGGCCCCUGCCGAAACAAGCUGGGCCACUCCAGAGCCUCCGUGAUCUGGCACAGAACGCAGGUGGUGGGUAUCUUCGCCGGGUUCGGCCUGCUGCUGCUGGUAGCCUCUCCGUUCCUGCUCCUGGCCACGCCGUUUGUGCUCUGCUGCAAGUGCAAGUGUAGCAAAGGCGACGACGAUCCCCUGCCGACCUAACGGCACGGGGGGUGUGAGGAGACGCCGUCCGGGGGGCGGGGGGGGGACCGCCCCAGCCGUCUCCUUUCCUCGGUUCUUUUCGUUCUCCCUCGCCGCCCCCACCCCACCCAUCCUCCGGCUUGGAGCUCUUCAUCAACCCAGCGGGGCCCGCCCGUUUGAAGCCACGCCGCGGCCCAUCCCAUGUCCCACGCCGGCUCUGCUCUCCAGGGUUGCUGCGCAGGGCCUGGGCCAACCCGGGCCGGCAAGGCCUCGCACCUGUGAACAGCACCGUAUGGUAGACUGGACAGGUGGGCUGCUGAAGCCUGCCCUCAGUAACGUGGUUGCUACACACUGGGUGACUGACUGGAAACUCUUCUUCCUCUGCGAGGGCUGGGUUGGUUUCCCGCUGCUUCUGGAGGGCUCUUCAAAGGAAUUGGUAUUCACACUACAGUUCUUGCAGCUCAGUGUGCAUAGUAGCACUUUGGUCACCCACCACUAUCCCUGGUUCUCAGUCCUGCACACACAAGGGGCUCCUCUGUCACUUUAAGACCUGCUGUGUAAGCAGCAACCUGUUUAGAUGUACAGCAUGAUUUAUACUUAUUUAAAGAUAGACUUUACAUUGGAGAUGGGCUUUUCAUUGCAACGAGUUAGAACUUGUUUUAAGGUGUGGGUGUGUGUGUGGGGGUGUGUUGUUUGUUUUGUUUUUUUCUUUUCUUUUCUUAUUCAUCCAAGGACACAAAAAGAUCCUUGAAGAACACUCAGAUUAACAUUUGUUCUAUUGGCAGAAUUUAGUUGGCAAUUGAGGUUAUCUGUUCCAUGCUAGAAUCGACAUGGACUUUAUUUAUCCAGUUGCACUUAGUCAUUCUCUAAAUCUGAAUGGCUGGCAGUGAUAUUCCCGUUUGACACAUCCUUUUAUGUUUGCAUUUACUGUCUCAUUGAAACUCUGAGCAUUCUCCCCCAAACAGCAUGUGAAAUGAUUCUAUGGAAACUAUAUUGCAUUAAUUUAAGAGCCUAAACAAAAAGCACUUAAAGAAUUCAGGCUCCUAAAUAAUAAUGUUUUUAAAACAAAACGUUGUCAAUCCCUCCCUGACACCUUUCAAGGAAAUCUCUGCAAAAUGCAGUCCAACAAACCUCAUUAAUGUCAUGACAGUCACCUGUGUCUAAAUGUCUACGGUAAACACUCUCCUUAAAUGCAGUGUAUCUGGAGUUACUUAAGUAUAACCCAACAGUGUACUUUACAGUAAUUCUAUAUGUUCCAUGUCAGAUAGUUGGAAACUUGCAUGUCUUGGUUCACUCAUGUCCACCUUCAUGACUUGAAACAGAGGAUAUAUCAAAAAGACAGUAAUUCUAAACUGGCUGAUGUCAAGACUGUUCGUGUGUGCUCAUUUAAGUCUAGCACUAUAUCUAUGCAAGUUUAUACAACUUGAAGAUUGCAGAAAAUGUGGUUCGUGCAGUCCUAUUGUGCAUUUAGAAAUACUGUAGGCAAGAGCUGCAGUCUUAACUGCUAUAGCCAAUGCUGUCCAGCAUAUCCUUGGCUGUAACCUUCUGCCCGGUGUACAUCAUGGCAACCAGACCAUAUUGUCUGAAAAAGAAUGUCAUCUGAGGAUUCAUUAGGAGCUUAUUAUCUUAUUUUGUCGACAGAAAUCUUGCCUGCGGCUCUUGAUGAGUGUCGCAUGCGUCAUCAGGCUCCCUUGGAUCAUGUAAUACAAAAUAAUGAAAAUCAGUACUGCUGAAUUUGUCACAUGGCGAGCAGCAGAGGUUGAGUUGAAGUAGCUGGAUAAUAUGUAGCUCACUGGAAGACCUUUAGAAUCUCAGCCGUGUUCCCUACACCAUGUGUACAUUAAGUGUAGUAUGGGGGAUUCAUAUGUCUGGGUGAGUUUGGGUGAUUCGUCUCUCCUUUGAGCUUCAGUAGGGUUUUGAAUCUCGUCGUGUUAAAGCCUUGUUUGUACGUUCUAACUGUUCUCGAGUAGCUAUCUGCAUUAAGACAGUUUUAGCCUUACAUUCUGAGUACCUCACUUGGGUUUUGUUUUCUACAUAGCUUUGACCCCCCCCCCCCUUUCAUUCAUUCUCAGGUUCUCCUAGAUUAAGCAUUCUGUCACUGAUAUUUCAUUGUGUGUAGAUACAGUUUUCAAAUUCAUCCAUGGAUGACAAUCGUGCCAAGCAGGUUUUUAAGAUGCUGAUGGGAGGUUGCUUUUGACGAGGUGAAGAAACACCUUUUUGUGUUUGUAGUUUACCUCUUGACGUUGUAUGAUCUACAUAUUUUUUGAAUGGUUGCGUCAUGUACAGUACAUGUAUGUAUAUGGGCCUUGGAUUUUAUUACACAUUCAUUUUUCCCAUUACUUGUACACUUCAGGGACUAGGUUGAUUUCGCAAGACCACAUUUAGCCUGUUUAGCACACUGCAUACACCGAGGUAUAUAACCUGACGCCCACAUCAUUUCAAAGGCAAAUUGUCUUUCAUUCAUUGGUAAGCAUUUUCUCUACAUAAAAAUAACUCCAGAAAACUAACAUAGUAAUAGGUCUGUUGGAUAGCAGGAAGUCAUUCCCCCACUGCCAACCUAUGCCUCUUGUAUUUAAAAAAUAAUAAGUAAAUAGGGGGCUAUUUUUAUUUGUUCAGCUAUCUGACACAUGUUGGACAAAUUGAUCAAGAAGACAGAGAUCAGUUGUAUAGUUUUCAGUUAUGGUUGGGUGUUUAGUUAGUUAGUUUGUUUUUUAUGCAUGCCUAGUUUUUUUGGUUGGUUGUUUUUUCUUUUCUUUUUACUAAUACUGCAGUGGUUCAUUUGUAAGCGUCUGUGUAACUCCACAGCUUGGCUAUUCCAAAUAUUUCUGACCUGCAUACCUGCUUUAAAAAAAAUAAAGAAGGAAUGUAUCUCCUUUGCCAUGUUAUUUGGGGGGCUUUGGGAGUAUUGUUCCUUCGCUCCUGACAUGGGUUUUGCCUUUCUUUCUUUAGAUGGCCUUUAAUGUGUAAUUUGAUUUUUGAUACUUCAUGGAUAAAAUAAAUAUUUAACUGUGUUUUCUGUGUAUUUGGAAAAUUGAAUCCCACUUGUACAGAUGUAAGCUUAUGAAUUUGCAUGUGUGUAAAAAAAAAAAAAAAA